GGGGGGGAAGCAGAGCGCUAAGUAUUUAUAGUCGACGAGGACACGAGGAGUUUCGGCCGAUGUGACGAUGGUUUCUUUGGUCGUUAUAUUUUGCUGGCUUUCGGUGUUGGAGAGAAACGAAGCCAACGCCAGGAUAAGAGAGGAUAAGAACGGCUGAGUAAGAGAUGAGUAAGAUGACUUAGUCAUGAAUUAUGUAAAGGUGACAUAAGCAGUAAUAAUCUACGUGAUAUGGCUUUUUCGCCCGGCGGUUUGUUUGUGAUACAAGCAAAGAGCCGAAGGUGCAGAGUGCGAGGCCUUCGACCGACAUAACGGGACCCCUGCUGCCACUCUAACGGCUGCUGACGCACUUCUGGCUUCUUACUUGCUCAUGGUAAACCCUUGCUGACAGACUCCUUGGUUAUACUCAGCAGAAGGUGGUGUGGUCCGGGUAAAGACAACAGCCUUUUGUGGCAGGAACCCAACUGCUCUAUAAAAAGGUGCAGAAGCUGUGGAUUCCAGAAGACCGUCGCAGGACAGCAGAGCAUAGAAACGCCACGAUGCAAUGGAACUCCGCGAGUGAGAUCGCGACCAACCUGCUCUCAGCAAAUCCCGUUGCUGUUGUGGUCGCUUGUCUUGUGGCCUUCUUGCUUCCUUUGGCCUUACACCUCUUCCUUUACCGUACAGCUCCCACCAGCAAGUCUGACCAGUUCAUUUUACUGGGCUCUAGCGGGUCAGGAAAGACAGCUCUCUGUGCUAAACUCGAAAAACGCACGUCCCCAAACCUCGAGCCUCGACCAACCCAUACUUCCCAAGUCUCCUCUACGUUUUCGGUAGCACUUCAUCCGGCCGUUAGAAAAGGCUCAGAUAAAUACCGUUCUGUCAAUGACCCGACACUGGCACAGGCUGCCAAACAGCGGGUGACUUUCUCUCUCAGAGACACUCCGGGGCAUGGGAAGCUUCGUGACCUCGAAGUUAUUGCCCAGUUGCUAGAUCCUUCAAAGCAGAAACAGUCCAAGAUUAAAGUUCGCGGCGUGAUUUUCAUGAUCGACGCCAGUACUUUGAUGGACGCAGGCCAACUAGCCGAUGUUGCAAGAUACCUCUAUGACGUUCUGAUUAUACUCCAUCGUUUCUCAGCAUCCACUCGGGCACGCAGCACCCCCGUCUUAGUAGCAGCCAACAAGCAGGAUCUAUUUGCUGCUAUUCCGGCGGCCAUGGUGAAGGAGAAGCUAGAAGCCGAAAUCGAAGCAGCCCGAGAGACGAGACGGAAGGGUGUGAUCAACCCUGAUGCGGAAGGUGAUGAUGAGACCGAUGCUUUUGGCAAUCAAUCUUUUACUUUCCAGCUUCUGGAAGAGGAAUCCGGUGUCAAGGUUGAUUUCCUAGGAGGAAGCGUCACAACGGAUUACAGAGACGAUGCCACUUCUGGCCUUCGGUCCUGGGAAGAAUGGAUGGGUCAAUGUCUAUGAACGAUUAUGAAGACCUUAAAGCAUCAACCUGACUGAACCAAACAUUUUUAAACCAAGGCCAUGUGAUGAGAUUUCGUACUCGCUCACAAAACCUCCUUCUCAACUUAUCCUCCCGGUACACAGCCG
This is a messenger RNA of Trichophyton rubrum CBS 118892, 1568 nucleotides long. RefSeq names its product Signal recognition particle receptor subunit beta. The transcript has 2 exons. The record is from RefSeq and is a predicted model, not a curated record. Lineage: Eukaryota; Fungi; Ascomycota; Eurotiomycetes; Onygenales; Arthrodermataceae. Bases 537 to 1442 code for a protein of 301 amino acids.